GAAGAUGCUGCUCCUGACGCAAGUCGUGUUGCUCUCAGCGCUCUGCGCCACGACGCUAGGCUGCCCUACCAUUGUCUCACGCCGACAGUGGGGGGCCCGGCCCCCAAGAAGCAGGGUCCCGCUGAGGACCCCAGUGCCCUACGUCAUCAUCCACCACACGACAGGGAAUCGCUGCACCUCGCAGGCCUCCUGCAGCCGGGAGGUCAAGGGCAUCCAGAACUACCACAUGAACACCCAGCGCUGGUCCGACAUCGGCUACAACUUUCUGAUCGGCGAGGACGGCAGAGUCUAUGAGGGCAGAGGCUGGAAGACCAUGGGGGCCCACGCCAAGAAGUGGAACCAUAAGUCACUGGGAUUCAGCUUCCUGGGCAACUUCUCCAACAGAAUCCCCAGCGCUGCCGCCCUGAACGCCGCCAAGAGCCUGAUCCAAUGCGCCAUCUCCAGGGGUUUCCUGAAACGCAGCUACACCGUGACGGGGCAUCGCAACGUGAACCCGACCAGCUGCCCUGGGAACGCCCUCUACAGGGUCAUCAGCAAGUGGCCCAGGUUCAAAGCCAAACCCUGAGUCCCUGCAGCCUCGGGGCAGCCCGUGUCCAUUGCUGACCCCGGCUGCGGCUUAUGCCUGCUCAAGCAGCACCUCUGUCCCCCAGCAGGGGGCAACCUUGCACUUCUCGCCCACCUGCUGCCUCCAGGGGCCGAGAGAGCAGAGAUCUGAGAGUUGGGGUUACGCUCCCGUCUCCCCCAGCACUCAGCUGCCCUCUGGUCCAGGGGGCUCAGAUUUCUAAUGGCGUUUGGGAGCCACCUGCCUCCCCCAAGCUGCUUCCUUCAGCAGACGCCAGGCCUACCCCUCGCUGCCGCCCAGAACAGGCACAUCAGCUCAGCCCUGGCCCAUACACAGCCAGGCCCAGGGUCUUACAGCAUCCAGGAGGUGGGGCCAAUCCUCAGCUGAGCUCUGUGGUGACAGCCCUGCCAAUCCCUGGGCAGCUCAGGGAAUGUCGCCUCCAUUCCCGUGUUAAACGUCUGAACAAUUCUCAAUUCCAGAGUCAAAUCCUCCUUUGUCCCCAGCCCUCCUGAAAUCUGCAGCAAAACUUUCAUCUAGAAUCCCCCAGAAAUUGGUCGCUAUUUACCCCACCCCACAAAGGGAACCCAAGUGUCCCCGAGCCCUGACCCUCAGCUCUGCCUGGCCCCGCAGGGGCUGGCUCUCAAAGCUUUCAGCCCUAGCACC
Gopherus evgoodei (Goodes thornscrub tortoise) is the source of this 1225-nucleotide messenger RNA. It is a transcript of the gene PGLYRP1, whose product is annotated as peptidoglycan recognition protein 1. Gene Ontology annotation, biological process: peptidoglycan catabolic process; innate immune response. The coding region runs from base 5 to 565 and encodes 186 amino acids. NCBI's taxonomy places the organism in Eukaryota, Metazoa, Chordata, Testudines, Testudinidae. The record is from RefSeq and is a predicted model, not a curated record. Gene Ontology annotation, molecular function: zinc ion binding; peptidoglycan binding; N-acetylmuramoyl-L-alanine amidase activity. The transcript has 4 exons.